Molecule: messenger RNA, 17267 nt
Organism: Motacilla alba alba
Lineage: Eukaryota; Metazoa; Chordata; Aves; Passeriformes; Motacillidae
Gene: LARP4B
Product: La ribonucleoprotein 4B
Exons: 16
Coding region: 6853-12348 (1831 amino acids)
Biological process (GO): positive regulation of translation
Cellular component (GO): cytosol; cytoplasmic stress granule
Molecular function (GO): mRNA 3'-UTR binding
Source: RefSeq, a predicted model, not a curated record
AUUAUAAUUGCACGUUCCCCUGGUGUGUUGUAGGAAACAUUGUGUUUUCACUAUGUCUUAAUCAAAAUUGGAGGUCAGAACAUUUUAGAAGACAGCAUUGAAGGCUGACAGACAGCAUUGAAACAUUAAACAGCCAGAACAGAGCUAUUGGUGGUCGUUAAUCCUCUGUACUGACUAGAAACCUCAACUUAGCUGGGCUUCAGCCCUUUGGGGGGAUUUACAUAAACUGCAUGAUAUGACAGUUUGCAGUCAUUUCAGGUACAGGGGUUUUUAGGCUAUGCAGGAAUUGUAUCACUAAUCUUGAAUUAGGUUCUUGCUCACACCUUGCCAUGUGAGGAAAACGCAGGAAAUGCACUUUGUAUGUAUGUGUAAUUGAACAAAGCACAAACCCAUGCAAGCAGGAUUCACAGUCUGUAACAGGAAUUUGGCUCAGUCACUUGUGCCAAGUGGCACGUGCUGCUGUUGCUGUGCUGCUGUGCAGGAUCCAGCAAGUGGCUGUAUGGGAUGCUUUUGGCAGAUCAUACAGUAGAUUGUACUGUGUGCAUAUAUGUUGUAGUAAAUGUUACGUAUGUCUUCAAGAAGACCGAAGACUUGAUUUUUAUUCAAAUAGGUUCAAAGUUUUGUCUUUGUUAACUGUGUAUUGGGAAGAAUGUUUCCUCUUGGGACAUCUCGAAGGGUUUGGUUUCAUUGUAUGUUCUGCCAGGAGCUUUGCUUGUGCUAUGCAAAGCAGCAGAUACUUCCUGCUUCCAACUUAACUUGGAGCAAGCACUAGGGAGCAUUCUGAAAAACUCAUGCUUUUUUUUUCUAAGAAAGCUGGUGCACUUUUUCUUCGUUCCUCUUCCCUUUUUUUUUUUAUUCUGAGUUCUCUUCUCUGUUUUACAUUUCUUAGAUGUGAAUUUUUUCUUAUUUGACAAUAGAGGAAAAAAUUCAACCUGGUUUUCUGCCAUACUUCUGAAAGUUGAACAUUUGAGAUUUGUUGGUUGUUUCUUGGGUUUUUUUUGCCCUAUACCCAGGGCAUUAGUGCCAAUAAACCAAUGUGUAAACUUGAGUAAGAGUGGCUUGCAGAUUUUCUUCAAGAACUUGAAGCUCUUGUCUGUGCAUUUCAGCAGGUACAUUAGCAUUAAAGGCAAUUUAUUAGUCUUCAUAUGGGUGCUAAAAAAUUGUAUUUAAAUCUUAAUUCCUGUUCUUCCCUACUUAUUUGGAGAAAAAGAGCAUAACCAUUUAUUUAUAUUUCAGGAGACCUUACUGUUCUCUUCAUGAGAAGAGAAAGCUGAUGUCAGUUUAGGUAUCUUGGAAUGUACCCUUAGUGCCAAAAUUAUUUCAAAUAACUCGUUCUAUUGUGAUUAAAGCUUUUCUUUAGCUGAAUAUUUUGUCUGAAAAAGGUGAGACCGGUAGCUUAUUAGUUAUACCAAUAUGAUACUCUUAUGUGGACAACAUCAGAAGGUCAUUCUGGUAUGAGCAUAAUUACCAAUAUAUUCUGUUAACACUGGUGUUUUCAAAAUGGUCCCUUCUAAUGUAAUGCCAUUCUUCCAUGAGUUGAUUUUUUCCAGUGCUUCAGGACUUCACUUGCAAGUUCUGUGUACAAGGUUAUAGUUGGAGAAAACCUUCACAGAGUGCAGGAAAGGAUUAGCAAACUGAAAUCAUUAAGACACUUCCAUCUUUCCAUAAAUGUGAUAGGAUGGAGAAAAGACUUCUGGAAUCCUGACUCUAUUGCCUUUAGCAAGUACAUACUUCAGGUCAGGUGAAAACCACCUGCUGUUUCUUGUGUCUUAAUUAUUUUGAGAUUAGAGGGCUAGACUGCAAAAAGACGUAGGUGCAUGUUUGUGCUGAUCAUUAUUUCAGUAUGCAUUUGAUGUGGGGCCAUACUGCCAUGGCACCUAGUGAGCUUUCUAGGAGUCUGUUUUUAAUAGACUUACAAGAGAUGUGCUGAACUGCGUUCCCAGCUGUUUUGGCUAUGCUGUUCUCCUGGGAUAUCUUGAUACACCUUGUCCAAAUGCUUUUGUUCAGGAAGAAAGUUAUUUCAAUGGGGAAUCUUGAUGCACUUCUGUAGAUCCUAUAAAAAUAUAUAUUAGGCUAGUUCUUCAUUGGAAGUGGUUAUAUAAAGUAUUUUUUUGUUUUCUCUUUGAACAAUAACUGAAUUUUUGUAAUUAUGAACUUAGUCAUUCUGUUAUUUGGCAAGAACAAAACUGAAGACAUUUUACUGUGAGUAAUGCUGAAUAGGUUAGGUAAUCAAUAGUGACUAAAUGAAAAUGAAGGUUUUGGUGUUUGGAUGGAAUCCUUCAGAAAUCACUUUUCAGUGUUGCUGGUUAAAGGAUGCACAGGUCACUUUUUCACUAACAUGUUUCAAAGUCUUAAACUCAGAGUGAGUGAGCCGGUCUUUUCUUCUGCAUUGAAGUAGCUGUGAAAUUAUGCUAUUUAAAGCAUAAUCUAGAUCAAUCACAAGUCUCGUAUGGUUCAUUUCCAACACAACCAAUCAGUUUGGCUGAUUCUAGUGGUAUUUAACAGCAGAAUUUUGCACACAAGCUGUGUGAAGGAAAUUGGCAUCUUGAGGAUCUUCAUGGAUUUCUUGUCAACAGUAGCUUAGACUUACAUUGGAGGUACAUAGCUUAGAGGAUACUAGCAGAUUCUUAACUUUGAUGGUUUUCUUAGCUUUGGGAGUUAAAUGUGCUGGUUUUUCAACAUCUUUAACCUGGAGGUGGGCUUUGUCACUUUAGGUGACAUCUGCCAAUAGACUGUUUGUAUCCUGAUUGACAAUUACUCUUUCUGAGAGAGCCCUUGUUAGGCUGGACCCAGGAGAGUCAGCGUUUAAGAAGCAGUUCACUCCAUUUUAACUCACUUCUGUGCUUCCUUUUCAAUAGUAACUCUUUGCUGCUAGAAAUUGGGUUACUCUGAGGGAAGAGGCCAAGGUGCAAAUCCCAUGGUGGAGGUAGUUUGUAUGUCCUGUCUCUGCCAGAUAAAAUUUAACUGACCUUUAGUGCUAAAGGUAUGCACAAGUCUUUUUCCUUGCUUGUUGAGCCUAAACUCUUCCUCUGCCAUGCUAACAUUUGAAUGUGUGGCCUGUCAGAGCACUUUCCAAGGACCAAAGAAUUUUCUUUCCUUGAUUAGUCAAAUUGAAGACCUGAUUGGAAAUUUGAAAAUAUCUUUAGAAGGGAUUCCUGUCACCAAGCGACAACAGGUUCUGCAAAUGUGUGUUUCAGUGCAGGAUAUUACAGUGGGGCCAUGUAAACUUGCCAUCUGAUUGCAAUAUCAGCAUCACCCAUUCUUUCCCUAGCUGAAUAAUUACCAGCUGCUGCCGUGGGUUUCUGUUAAUGGGAAUUCAAAUCUGUGUGGUACAUUGAAAUUUUGUUUACAGUACCUAUAAGGAUUGACAAAAAUCAAUCUUUCUGUUGUUCAAAGCAGGGGAAAAUAUCUAGAGCUUCCUAAAAGAUGGUACUUAAUUGUACUUUUAAGUCUGUGGGGAAAAAAAAGUUUUUUCUUAGGAGGUUCUUUAACAGGAUGUCUCAGGCUUAUUGCUGCUGGAUUAUGUUGUUCAAAAAUCCUUUUGCAGGCCAUCUAAGAAUAAGCCUCAAAAUGAAAAGGAACUGAGGAAAUCAAGUUUAUUAGUUUAAUAGAGGACCAUGUGCUCAGUGAAAAUUCAGUAUACCAUAUAAUUCUCAGAUCAUUGGACAAUACACAGUAUUACAUGCAGUAUGUGCCAAUUCAGUGUUAAGCAGCAGUUUGUAUAAUGAGUAGGUGAUAUUCAAGAGAUCACGACUAGCUUUAAACAGGAAAUGGGAGAAUUAGACUUUAAAUUGGACAUGUCAGCAUCAUGAAGGAUCAAUACUGGUUGUUGUUUGUUCUUUCUGUCAUGGUAUUCUAGAUUUAGGCCAUAAGAAAAGUGAAUAAGGCCAUAAGAAUAGUUUUAUACAUGUACAUGAUGUCUAAUGCUCAUGUUUAAUUCUUUCAGUGUGUAGAAUGUGUACUUAAACUCUUAGCAGUUCAUUAACCAUGAUCUGUUGGAGGGAAAGUUACGCAAUUUGAUCAGCUGUUUCAAAAGCCUGCAGUAGUGUCUCUGAAACAUCUGUUGUGAUGCUGCUCUUCUCUGUUCCCUUCACUGGUGAUGGGCAUGGCAUCAGGUGUGGCCUGGGAGUGCAGCAUAAUCACUGUUUCUUCAGAACUUGUUACAGUUGCAUGACUUUGUUGUAGAGAAAGAAUAAAGGAAGUUAGAUUUUGGUAGGUUGUAAGGACUGUUUUGGCUUUUGUUAUUGGAACUUAAAAUCUAGAUUGUUUUUAAACUUAGGCCUAUAAGGCUAUAUCUGGGAUAAACCCUUACUUCUUGGCAAAUAAUAAGUAGAUUGAGAAAUGAAAGAUGGGUAAGUAUACUCUAGUUAAUAAGCAUGUUGACUUCUUGCCUUCUGUGUAGGUCCGUGCAGGAUAUAGGACUAAAUACCUAUUAAAAAAAAUCGUUCAGGUUAUGAAAGUGCUGCUUCAGAGCACUUUUGUUUCAUGCAGUCAGAAAACAUGUUAAGGCUUUGAGUAGAUGAGAAAUAUACCAGAGCUAAAAUAUGCAUGAAUUCAGGGGGAAAAAAAACAACAAAAUAACAAAAUUUACUCCCUGGGCGAGUUGGGCUCUGAAGUAGCGGAGCAUGAACUCUGUUAAGUGCUUUUCAAGUUGGUGGCAGUGUUAAGCUUAGCCAGAAGGUGCCUCGAGUGAUGUAGCGUAACAGGAGUGGCAUUUUCUGCUUAAGUUCAUGUUGCCUUUUUUUUUUUAAAGUUGUAAUCCCACACUAAAUAGUGUUGAGAAAUUUGACUUAAUGAAUGUGCACUGUAGCUGCUUUAAAAUAGAAACUAUCCCUGGAACCCUAAGAUAAAAACAAAGGAACAAGUACAAAAUGUGCUCUUGCACAUGAGAAGGGUAUGGGAAAACUGGAAUAAGUUUCUGCUUGCCUGAACUGCUUCACCCCUUUUCUUCCCAUUAGUUGAUAGGAGAAGUGGUUAUUAAAGCACUGGAAAAGUGGACUUUGCCCAUGUCUGUCUCUUAAAGACACUUAGCUCCUCUCUAGAAAGCACGAGUUAGUAAUGGUUAAAUCACAAAGGGAAAAAUCUUGCUAUUUGUUUAUCUGAUAAAGGAGUUUUCUGAAUAGUUGUGAAUUUUUUGAGUAUUACUGUGACUUUAAGCUGACAUUAAAAACAGUUAAAUUGUUUGCUCAUGGCAUUUCUUCAAAAAAACUAUUAUAAGUAACUCCUUCCCCCUUUCCCUGUUCUUGGUUCCAGGGAAUGCUAAAGAGAGGAGUGACUUGGCAUAGUUUUCAGUCUGGAUCCAAGCAUGUUGAAUAACUUUGUCCCAGGGGAGAAUUGAAAAAAAUGCAGCAGAUGGCAGCAAUGAUGCAUCAGACUUCCUAUCCUUAGGAACAGUGUAGCUGCAGGCACUUGGAGUCUUCCUGGGUUGGAUAAGGGGCAGGGGAGGGUACUUUUCCUCUGAUCUUACUUUACAAUUUCAAAGCAGACUUGCUGAAGAGAGGAUGUACUUUUUUUGUCAAUUCAGCAAUCUUUUAUGGUCAGAGUUAGAGGAAUAUUAGUUGCCAUAAGGUGGACAACCAGUGGAAAAAUAGCACUGAGUUAAGUGUUCAUCUGAAAGAACAUUUGAAAUAGAGUUUAAGGGUCUGUCUUGUCUUACACUCUUUUCAGUAUCUUUUAAAUAAAAGAGUAGAGUGGUGCUGUAGGUGUACACUGUGUAAGCUCUCUGAAGUAUGGGGUCCAAAUCUGAAAUAAUAUUGAUGCAUUUAAAAGAAGGUCUGAGCAAUGUGAGGUAAUGGAAAGGCAAAGAAGAACAAAUCUGUUGAGGGCAGAAAAAGAUGGCUGGGUAUUUUCAGCUUUUUUAUUGGGCUUUUAUAUUUGAAGAAACAGAACCACUUUUUAUUAGCAACUAUAAGAACUUACAGUAAUAGAAGUAUUUCAAUAUGUAAAUACAUGUGUAUAAAAAAAGGUUUAGUUGUUAUGACCUCAGAAGGAGUCUGUAUAUGUACAACAAUGAAAACAACUGAGGACAGACUUUUGGAAGGAAUAGCAUUCAGUCAAAUUACUUUUUAAAUAUUUGAGUUUUUAGUAAAAGGAUACACUGUUUUUUUCUGAGCUUAGGUAUAAUUAAUCAUGUCACAAUACCAUGAGUGGGUAAAUGAUCCUGGGGCCCCCUUCAGUGCUAUAAGUCACUGAGGAAUUAUGUAUUCUUUUUUUUUUCAUGCAGAUAACAAAUUUUAAAAAAAGGCUUGGAACAGAAUUAGCUUCUGAUAACGUACAAUGACUGCUCAAUGGAAUACAUGAGGUCUUAUCUAUCUUUAGCCUGUUUUUCCUAAAGAAGUAAUUGUGGUGUAGGUUCAGCUCUGGGGGAAGGGAGGAGGAGAAAAUGGUCCAAAAAGUGUUUGAUCUACACGUCAGAUUUAAACAUGUCAAGGCAGUAUGCAUUUUUCUUGUGUAGAAGGUGAGAAUUGUAGUAAAUAUGAAAACAAGUAGUUUCUGGCACAUAUGGGCAUUGUGAAAGAUGUCGUUUAAAUAUUUUAACUAUUUGGAUGAACAAAACUUUUUAGGAAACAAUAGAACUUCAUAAGACUCAGUAAUACUCCUAAACAGACUGUAAUCUCAUUAGAAGGAAUAUUUGGCUUGAAUAUUACAGUGCAUAUGAUGAAAUACUGAAACAUUGCUCAGCAACUGGGAUUUGGACUUUGAGUGGCAAUGACAUAUGAACCUCUGCAUGGUUUCAAACUGUGCUAUUUUUGGCAGUUGGGUGUUGGCUUGUCUCCUCAGUAGCCAUAGAAAGUUAGUGUAAAGAGGAAGGUGAUUUGCAAUGAGAAGACCCUCUGACACUACUUAUUAAACAUGGGCUGCUGCUUCAGUAAAGAAUUGAGUAACAGCACGAGUGAGGAGAAAACCAGCUUGUUACAAAAAUCUGUGGAAGAGGAAGCACCGAAGUCAAGGAUAAGUAAAACUUUAUCUUCAAUUUUUGGAACUGUGGAAAGCCAGGAUCUGCAUACAGUGGGAAGGACAGUUAAUGGGGCAGCUGUGACAGUCGGCAUUGAACGUGUUUGUAGUGAUGAUUGCGCAGUGUCAGAUUCUAAAUCUGUUUUUUGGAGUAGAAAAGGAAAAUAUUCUUCAUAUAACAGCAUGGGGAAUACUUCCCAUGCAAGCCCUAGGAGGACAUAUGGCAGACCUUUUAGCUUCUUUAAUUCCUUUAGUCACCUCUUGAAAGCCUCUGGUACGUAUGGAAAUCUGCAAAGAAGUGAAGAAAAGAAAGAUAAGAUUAUUAAAAAAAGAGCACGUAAAAAACUUAAUAGUAAUGGUCAGCAUGUGAACAAUAUAGAAAAUAAUAAUAGCAAUAUUAAUAAUGAAAAUGUAGCUUCACAAGAGCAUUGCUUGUUUGAUCAUAUUUCUAAUUCACGUGUAGCAGAUAUUGUAGACAAAGGCUUACAGAGUGAAAUUUCCUUAAAUAGAAAUUCUCUGGAGGAUUAUGCAGUUACAUGUGACCAUUCAAGGCAAAAUGAAACAACAGUAAAUGCUGAAGACAGCAAGAGUGACAGCUUACAGCAAGUUUCAAGUUCAUAUAGAGAGAUGUCUCCAACAUUUUCCUGUCUUGAUGUAGACAACAGUCAAAAUGUGAAAGACAAGGAGUUUUACAGCAUUUGUGUUGUAGAUGCCGAAGAUCUGAAAGGGGAUGAAGAGGUGCCAGCUACUGUGCAUGAAGAGACUGCAGCAGACAUAGAUAACUCAGCUGUUACUGAUGAAGGAAUGUGCACCAUGGCACGACCUCUAGACAGAGGGAAGGAAUUUCCAAUGCAACAAUUGGCACAAGUGGAAGCUAAGUUUAAUUCACAGAAAGAACUGUUUGAGUACAAAAAAGAGGAUAGAUCAAACAUGGAGAAAAAGGAUACAAAGGAAUAUUGUAGCCUAGACAUCCAGUGUUCUUUUGAUAACUUAUUGACUGACAGGUGUCAGGUGCAGACGUUAAAUACUGACAGUACAGUAACAGAUGUCUUAAAAGCAGAAGUGCCUGGUGAAAUCAUCCCUGAGAAUCAGCAAGAGGAGGUAUAUACCAUGGGUAGUGCUACCAGUUUGAAUGAAUCACUGCAUAUAGCUUGUGAUUCUGUGAAGCCUGUGGAUGCUGCUGGAGAGGACCAAUACAGCCCUAACUCAGAAAAGGUGAAAAACAGUGAUCGUAUUUCCAAUGUAUUGUUAAACACUGGAGUAUCUAAUUCAGGAAAAGCUGAGGGAAGUAAUCAUUCUGAUGUUGUACCACUUGUUGUGCCACUAACUAGGCAUCCCUCAAGUGUUGUAGAGCAAAUAAAUGCCAAACAGGUGGUAGACAACAUAGGAGGUAACUUUAAAUUGUCAUUAGAGUUACAUGAAAUGGACAAUGUAGAAAAACUUGAUGAAGAAGUCUGCUUCCUAGAGCCAGAAAGUGAAGUAAACUCAACUGUGGAAAAGAAAACACUUGAAAGAACAUAUGGUGAUAGCCAAACAUUUUCACCAGACUCUAGUGAACAUCACAGCAGUUUUGAAGAAUCCUUGAAAGAGGGAGACAAAUGCACUGGUACAGUUUUGCAUAGCUGUGAAGCUUUGAACAUGACUGAAACACAGCUGAACUUGGAGGAAGGUUCUGAUUUUCAAACUCACAUUAAGGGUUGCACUGAAAUCAGGGCAUCAUCUGAAGCUGCAAUCCACAGUGGCAUGGAGGAGGAGACCUGUGUGAGUGCCACUGAACUAAAGGGUGACUUUCUUGAGGAAGCUGGUAACUUGAGCAGAACUAGAUCAGAGAUAAGUGAUGGCACUGUGACAUCUCAUGCACAUAAUCCAAGCACAGAUGAAAUGUUCCUAAAGGAAAACAGCCUAGAGUGUCAGGUUUCACAAGAGUUAGUAGAGAAUAAAGGGAAAGUGUGCAACUAUUCAAAUUCAGAUAACAAAACCAGUGUCUCUUCUGUGUCUGUGGAAUGUGAGCAUAUGCAUAAAAUAGAUAUGAACAGCAGACAAGAUGAACAACAGGAUGUAUGUUCCUUCCAUGCAGUGGAAAAUCAACGGAGUGCAGAGACUGAGGUAGCCAAAAUAGCUGGGCAUGUAGUAGAAUCUAUAAAACAGACGAAAUUUGAAGGUCAACUAAAUGAGUCCAUUGAUAACCAGGCAGAAAAUGUAAAACAGAAUCUGGAUGCUAACAUUGCUGAUUGUGAUAAAUUCAAUUGCAGUAAAGGCUUGGCUGACAGUCAGAAUGCUCCCUGUGACUCCACUGUACCUGCAGUCACGGACAGUUGUAUGUACAGGAGUGUAAAAUUAAAAGAUGCCACUAAAAAUCUGGAAGAUGCCAGUAAACUCUUAAAUAAAGACCACAACUUUUUGCCUAUAUUGUGUCAAAAUGCAUGUUCUCAUGAGCAUGACAAACCAGCAGAAGAGCCUGAGUUGUGUCACUGUGCCUGUCCAGAGCCAGAAGUUGGGAACACUGAAGUUUCUAUUGGGCCUUUUACUGAGGAAAGAUCAGAAACUCACAAAAAAAGUACAUGUGAUGUAAAUGAAUGUGAUCUUCAGGAUGGUGAAGUAAACCAGUAUGUCAGCAUCCACGCAAAGGAGAACCUCACUGGUUUUGGUUUAUCAGCUGAGAACCUAGAACCUUUUACCAGGGGGAAUUUGAAGCAGUUGCAAGCCAAGGCUACUGAACUGAAAAACACCAGUUACAUAUUAAAUACUCAGAUGAAUGACUUGACCACAAGCUGGGAACAGAUGCAGCCAGAUCACAAGAUUUUCUCAAACAAAGAGCUUGGAGUUUGUGUUGACCCAAAGCAGGUAGACAAAUAUGCUGCUACUCCUUCCUAUGAAAUAUCCAGUGCCUCUCCUGGUGCGGCAGGUUUUCAGCAAGGCAGAGAGCAGUGCAUGUUAGGUCUGAUGGAAGAUGGAUCAAGUGACCAGAAGCAGUCCUAUGACCUGGACAGACAAAAUCCCCAUGCUGAAAUGUGGUCACAUUUCAUCAAUCUUCAGACUGGCAAUGCUGAUUGGACAAAUCAGCUGCUUUCUGACACCGUUCCUUCUAGUAAUGGUGAAUAUCUAGUGGGCUUUUUAUGGAAUAAUGCAGCUUCUAAUGAUACCGUGAAGAAUGAUAGACUGUGUAUAGUUAAUGAAAACUUCCAGAAUGAACCUGAAAAUUUAACAAGUGCUUCAUAUGCAGUGGAAACAUACCCGUAUCAGCUGCUAGCACCAGAAUAUGCUGGUACGUGGGGAUGGCACAAUAAAGACGAACUUGAGUCAACCAAGGUUUCUGAGUUAAACCCCAAUGCAAAGGUGUGGGGAAAUCAUAUGUUACACUUGGAAGCAAGUGGUGCCACUGAUGGUAGUGUGAGCAAAACGUGGGAAGAAAUACCUGACCAGCCUCCAGAUUCCUGUAAAGAAGGACUGGAUGCCAACGGCGAUGGCGACAAAAAGCAUCAGAACGCGGUGCUGACGGAGCUGCCGGAGCCCAGCGCGGCCGUUCCGGGCUCAGAGCAGGCGGACAUGAACCCCUUGGCUCUCGAUCAUUCCGAGUAUGAGUCUAUGCACGAAACCACCCAGACAGGUGGAAGUGAACAGUUGCAGCCAGAAGGUCAGGAAGAUUUACGAGAAUUACUGAAAAAGACACUGGAAUUCUGCUUAUCUAGAGAAAAUCUUGCCAGUGACAUGUACCUUAUAUCACAGAUGGACAGUGAUCAGUAUGUGCCAAUAAUGACAGUAGCAAAUCUUGAUCAUGUCAAGAAACUCAGUACUGAUAUGGAUUUGAUUGUUGAAGUGCUGAGAUCGUUGCCUUUAGUUCAAGUGGAUGAAAAGGGGGAAAAAGUUCGGCCAAAUCAGAAUCGCUGUAUUGUGAUUUUACGUGAAGUACCUGAAUCUACUCCCAUUGAAGAGGUUGAAGCACUUUUCAAAGGAGACAAUUUGCCUAAGUUCAUCAACUGUGAGUUUGCCUAUAAUGACAAUUGGUUCAUCACAUUUGAAUCGGAAGCUGAUGCACAGCAGGCUUACAGAUACCUUAGAGAAGAAGUGAAGACUUUCCAAGGAAAACCAAUUAAGGCAAGGAUAAAAGCAAAGGCAAUAGCUAUAAACACAUUUUUGCCAAAGAAUGGAUAUAGACCUCUGGAUAUGAACCUCUACACACAGCAGCGCUACACAACAUCCUUUUACAUACCUCCAGUAUACAGUCCCCAGCAGCACUUCCCACUGUACAGCUUAAUUGGCCCACAGACCUGGUCAGCCACACACAGCUACCUUGACCCUUCAUUGGUAACACCAUUUCCAAAUACUGGAUUUAUCAAUGGGUUCACAUCUCCAACCUUCAAGCCUGCUGCUUCUCCACUGACAACACUCAGACAGUAUCCUCCCAGGAACAGGAACCCUAGCAAGUCACAUAUACGCCAUACAAUACCCAGUGCAGAAAGGGGACCUGGGCUUCUAGACAGUCCUACAAUAUUCAACUUUUCUGCUGAUCGUUUAAUCAAUGGCGUCAGGAGUCCACAGACGCGGCAGCCGGGACAAAGCAGGACACGGGUGCAGAGCGCUACCACCAGUUACACCAAGAGGGAAGUGGGAACUGGGCGGAUGGAGCAGACCAGCGUGGACUCGUCCCCUGGAUUAGGGAGAGGAAGGAAAAACUCAUACGGCUACCGAAAGAAAAGGGAGGACAAGUUUACAAGAGGCCAAACACAGUCUCCACCACCCCCAAAACCUCCAUCUCCCAGCUUUGAAUUGGGUUUAUCUAGCUUUCCUCCAUUACCCGGGGCUGCUGGCAAUUUAAAGACUGAAGACCUGUUUGAAAACAGACUGUCCAGUGUGGUAAUAGGAACGUCAAAAGAAAGAAACAUUAAUGUGGAUGCAAGUACAAACACUAUUCCAUCAGGAAUUCCUCGAGAGCCGUUACCAGUUUCUUCUACAUUGCCCAGGACCUUUGAAAGGUCUCCUUCGCCACCCCAGCCUACUGAGGACUCCAAAGUUGUGGAUAAACAGCAGAGAGAGACACAGAGUACAGAAAGACUUUCUUCUUCCACUCUGAGUACUGCAUGUAAAUCGGUACAAGUCAAUGGGGCUGCCACAGAACUGCGAAAACCUAGUUAUGCGGAAAUUUGCCAGAGAACAACUAAGGAUCCUCCUACAUUGCAACCCCAGAAAGAACAGAAGCCAAACACUGUAGCAUGUGGGAAAGAAGAAAAAAAGCCCACAGAAACAAUAGAGAAAAACAGAGAACCUCCUCCUGCAAAGUCACAUCCUGGACAACCCAAAGACCAGAGAAGACAGUCAGGACGCAGAUCGUCCCCUCCAGCCGUUGGCAAACGCUUAAAUAAAGAACAGAGUACCCCUCCAAAAUCUCCUCAGUGAAAAUAACACCUGGGAGGGAUUUGAGAAGAGGUCUGUUUCCCACAAAUUAAACCCAUGUUCCCACUAAGAUACCUGAGAAUGAGUUGCUGGUUAGGAGCUUGCAGUGAUACAAGGCAUGUAACAAUGCCUGCAAGUUAUUUUUUUGUGAAAUACUUUUUCCCCCUCUUGAACAAGCAUUCUGUUUUUCUGGGUAUUUCUGGAUAGUUGUUCUAAAUCUUACAUUUAGAUUGGUGCUUAAUUGGAGGUGAAGCUUAGUGUGAUUUUUUUUUUUUUUUUCCAAGAUGUAAAAUAUUUGUCUUUAAAAAAAAUCAACUUUCUAUUAAGCCUCUCUGUGGCUGUGUGAGUGCAAGCUCUGUAUAGUGAGUUUUUUCUAAACUGUUAAGCAGAAACAUGCUGCUGCAAUAUUUUUAAUGAACUGGUCUGCAAGUACAUAUCUAAAUUAGUGUCCAAAAGACUGAUAACGGCAGCUAGUGUGUAGAGUGCAAGAAAGUAGAUAUAUUUUACAAAUUAGUAUGUGACCUUGAAGAUUUUUUUUUAUUGGGCUGCUGUACUAAGUGUCAGCAAACGAACUUGCACUUUUAGGUUAAAUGAGUAGCUGUUUCUAGCAUUUUUAAAAACUUAAUCCUUUUUUGAUGUUUUGCACACAAAAAAAUUAAUUCUACAGGGCACCAUAGCAGUCUUUCUGAAAUAUUUCCUUUUUUGACUUACUGCAAGCAAGUAACCAUCUUCUCACUCCAGAAUAAAACUGAUGUUAUAAUUUGCAAAUACAAAGCACAUUGUGAAUAGAAAGAAUCAAGUCUGUGAGCUUCUAUGGUGGUGAAGCCUGUUAGUGGAUGUUAUCAGGAGAAAGCAGAGUAGCCUUCUUGUGAUAACCUUAGCUUCCCUGUGCUUGUAAGGGAGUUAACUGAGUCAGCGCUGUAUAUUCUGGUUACCCCUGUGCUCUGUGUAGGCUUUUUUUUUAAACUUUGCCCCAAGUGCUCUUUGAAAGAGUUCAUAUCUUAGUCAGCCUUGUGUUGACAUCUUCCUGUAACUACAAGCAUUGGCAUACGGAUUUAAAUUUUCCAAGACGUGAGAUAAUGGUGUUUGUUUUGUGUGGUGGAGGAAGAGAUCCCUGAUAUUUACCUCUGGGAUGAGGUUUCUCACACUUAUUUACUUUAGAAGUGAUGCGCUUUCUGAAGGACAAGGAUGCACUAAAUUAGCAAGUUUCUAAUAAAGUUGAAUAUAAAUUAUUUUUGUUUUAAAAUGCCUAAAGCUUUUCUUUAAGUGUUUAAACUGCAGGAAGUUCAGACAAAACUCAUUCCUGCUGACUAUGACAGUACAGUUUAUUCCACAAAAUGUUUAUUUAAACAACUGAUUUUUUUAAAGAAUUAUUUCCAUCCAAUAUUUAAAGACUUGAAUUUUAUUUAAACUUGAAAAUGACUUUGCCUUAACUUUUGUACAAGACAGUUUAGAGUUAAUGAGGUCUGACCCCGUGGAGGGUUAGCAUGAAUGGCAUACAGAAUUACUCAGUUACAGUAUGUAUCUAUUGUCACUGGUCUUACUGGGUAAACAUACUGUAGUACAGGAACUAGCAGCAGUUUUUGUAAUAUACCUUAAAGAUCUUAAACAGUUGAUCUUUUUCAGAUUGUUGAAAAACCUGUAAAUGCAAAUAGUCAAUACUGUAUUAAAUAUGUGCACUUGGAAGUGUGUGCUUUGCUUGUACAGUUGUAAAUAAUCAGAACAUAUAAAAAGGUACCCUAAAGAAAAAAAUCUGAUAAAAAUUAUUGAUAUUAUAAAUGUUGCUGUUGAGCUGGAUGUAGAUAAACUAAAUGUUGUGGUUUGAAUAUUACUUUAAUUUGUUGUUUUUUCUUUUUCUUAUUUUAUUCUGGUGUGUUGAACUGACUCUGCCUCUUCACUGCAAAAGGGAAAUGGAACGAAAGUCUUAUUUGAAAGCCCUCAAAUAUUUUCCUAAAGUCCCUUUAAAACCAAACAAUUUAACCAAUUCAAAAGUGUUCUGCAAUGUAAAUAAUGAAUUUCAGCAGUCAAACUGUAAUUUUUAAGUCAUUAAUAAAAAUCAAGUCUAAUUGGGGAAAAACUUGACUGCUGCAAAAAUAUACACUGAAGCUUACUUGUCUGCUUUCAAGAGUAUCAAUGCGUGGUUCACAGAACUGUAAAGUAACUAUAGAAGUGGACUCCUGAUAAAUUUCCUAUUACAAGCAUCAAUUGUUAACUAGUUGGCAUUGUAAAUCCAGCCUGUUGUAUGCUGCAGAAUUGGUCAAAAUAGGGCAUGUGGAGUCUGUUGAUUUUUCCUGUUCAAAAGCGCACUUUGUGAAUGCUGUGGGAGGAGAUAGGACCCCGACACCAUCACCAAAACUGCUCAACGACUUCUGUCAUUGAUUUUUAUCCCCUUCUCCUUUCCCCAGCGGCAGUGAAAGCGGUAGCUAGAUUUGUGUAUGGUUUAGGCCAGCUGUAUGAUUCAUUUUGUUUGUCUGCUGCAAGUGAAAGGCUUUACCAGCUGCAAACAGUGGCAAGUGGUCCCUUCCAGCAGCUGUGAGCAGCUCGUCCCGGUGCUCGGCCGGUGCCCGAGGUGAUCUGUUGAGACCAGUGGGAUGUGUUGUGCUGUUCUAAAUGUAUUCUGCUGCCAUUUGUGAUAGGUCAAUACACUGUAAUUACUGCUUACCCAGCAACAGUCUGUUGCAUCUAAAGUUUAAACCUUCCUCUGAUGUGGUUUUAUAGCUUUUUUAAAAAAAAAAGUGACACGCCAAAUCGCUGUGUAAUAUACAAUACAACUUCUCCUUACUGUAUUUUGCUUUGAGAUUUAUUUCCCCCCUCCCCCGCAGUGACAAAAUGGAGUUUUCGGAGUAGAGUUGUGAAGUUGCAUGCAGACUGUUGCUAUGAUACAGAGAGGGAUUAAAACAUAGCUUUUAAAAUUAAAAAUCUCCCAAAAGCAGUAGCUGAGCUCAAGGUUCAGGGAUCCAGUAAUUAAAAUUGGCAUUUUACACUGUUAGAACUGUGUGGUGAUGCUUUUCAUUUUGAAAACAAGUCAAAAUGGGAUCUGAGGUUCUUCCAGGAAUUUAACAAAAAAAGUUGCUUUCAAAACUGAAUGUAAUUUCAAGAUCAGUCCCACCCUGUGACACUGUCACUUAGAAACGUGUGAGCAGUGGCAAGUUUUUUAUGUUGCUGCCUUGUCCUUCAAAGCCUUGAGCCCUUGGCAUGGAAGGCCCUUGUUGGAGUGUGGGGCAGUGUAUCAGGAGCAACAGCUGACUGUAAUGGUGCACACCUAUCUCUGUAUCUCCUUCAGCUACAGGUAGGGGUUUUGUGCUUCGAAACCUAUUACACUAAUAGCAGCAGACAAUCCAAGAUUUCUGAGGAGACCUAACAGCUGCCAAUUCACAAAAUAGAAGUGUAAUAUGGGAGCCUUUUUGAGGGUUUUUGUUUUUGUUCUUCUUCCAUUAAGACUGGAAUCAAGCUUACAUGUAAACUAUCAGUAAUUUAAGUUUCCUUUUGUGUCAUAAAAAUGUAAAACUGUCUAAUUUGAAAAAAAAAAUAUGUAGGUUAUGAAAAAUAAAGAUUUAGGCACUGUUGAAUUCCUGAUUUUUUUAAUUAAACAUUUCUUCAGCAGUAUUUUUCAUUACCUUUUGUCUUUUGCUCCCAUUUUUGGAAAUUGUAUAUUUCUAAUUUUGGGAAAAGAAACCCUUUUGCUUUCCUGUUCAACACAGCUCUUGUAACCAUCACCUAAGGCUCUGUAUCAGCAGCAAGAACCUCGGUGAUAUAUCUCUGAAGGCUGCAGUGUCUUUCUCUAUUAGGUAACUAUGACUGUUUAACUUUUUUAAAGCAAACACAAAAGCUGAUGUGCUGUUUACUGAAGGUUCUAUUCAUGGGUUUCAUCAAUUUAUUAGAUAAGGUGUUGACUUGGUCCUAAAUAUGGAUUUUAAUGUUUGGGUUGAUGCUUUGGUUGCACGGCAUUUGAAUCUGGAGAUGUCUUGGGAUUAUUUUUGGCUUUAGCUGGUGUUGGAAGUUCUUCUCGAAGAAGGUCUUGCAUCUAGGAAAGAAGAGUUUUGAGUUUCUGUGAUAUCCUCUGUGUACAUAAAAGAAUAAUUUGGAAAUAAUUCAAACACCACCCCACCACUCCCUUUUUUGUUUUGUUUUGUUGAGGUUUUUCUCUUACACAGCUAUAUCUGACCAAUUAUAACAAUGGAUGUAAGCAUGGAAAUAUUAACAAUUGCUGUGGUUUAUAUGCAUCUUGGGAAGUACUGCAGUAUUAUUCCUCAUGCUGAUGGUUCUGUAAGCUCCUGGACAGGUUAGACUGUUACUGCUUCUAUUUCCUCACUACUGUCUGCUCAGCAGAGUAAGCCAACACAGGAAUACCAGCCUGCACUGGGCACUGUGAGCAUCUCCAGGCUGGAAAAUUCACUUAACCAUUGGGCUUUGGUGGUGACCUGGGCUACAAGUAGUUGAAGGCAACCAGUUUUCACUUGAACAUGGAGUAUCCUGUUCUGCCCUUGGACAAAUUUUUCAACCACUUAAUGUGUAAAAAAUGCAUGGAAAUUUGUCAGCAAAGUUGCCAUAACUGUCUAAUGUGGCUGUGGAGGACCACCCCAGCUCUCACAAAAUUUGGGGAUCUAUUUGUUUGCACAACAAAACUGGGCAGUGUCCUCUUUGUGCUGAUUUUCCUCAAUAAAAAGUCAUGUUCAGUGAUGGCUGCAGCAAUGUUCAUGCUAAACACAUGGUUUUGUGUCCUCUUGGGCAUGAUGAGAAAGAGUGAAUGUAGAAAAUUAUGUGCAAUUUGAGCAUCCAAAGGUUACUUACUGUCACAGAAACUGAUUCAUUACGCUUUCAUCCUAAGGCUUUUUUUUAGAAAAUAAGAUUUCAUGAAGUUUUAAGUUUUCUAAUAUGCUUUUACUUCACAAACCUUUAUAAUAAAACCUCUUGUUCUGGUA